This is a messenger RNA of Camponotus floridanus (Florida carpenter ant), 835 nucleotides long. Its product is annotated as probable G-protein coupled receptor Mth-like 1. Bases 110 to 784 code for a protein of 224 amino acids. The transcript is spliced from 5 exons. The record is from RefSeq and is a predicted model, not a curated record. NCBI's taxonomy places the organism in Eukaryota, Metazoa, Arthropoda, Insecta, Hymenoptera, Formicidae.
AUCAAUUCGAUGCAAUUUUCUGCUUGGGCGAUGAAGAAUACAAUAAAGGAGACGAUAAAUUUUACUCGAGUGUUUCUGUUUUUUGUCAAGUUUUUUCUGGUUAAGUGUAAUGAGUUUCGACUUUUGGUGGACAUUUAGAGAUUUUCGCUCGUUUCAAAGAAACGAAAGAGGAAAACAAAAGAGAAAAAAAUUAAUAUAUUCUAUCUUUGCAUUGGGAGGUCCCUUUAUUUUUACUAUCAUUUGUAUUGUUAUGGAGUUCGUUCCCAAUGUGCCGAAAAACUUAAUCCAACCGGAAUUUUGUGUCGAUACUUUUUGGUUUCAUGAGAAUGCGGCGUAUCUAUUGUAUUUUGGCGGGCCGAAAAGUGUCUGUGUUAUUAGUAGCGUUUGCUUAUCUAUUUACACAGCAUUGAAAAUUAUGCGUUAUGAAAAGGAUACAGCCCGUCGUCUAAGAGAUUCAGAAAGCAGAUUUUAUAAUGAUAACAUGCGAUGGUUCAGUUUGUAUCUGAGACUGUUUAUCAUGCUGUUUAUUAUAAUAGCCAUAGAUUGGAUUAUGACAAUAGAGUACGUAUUUUCGUUGUUUAAUAUUCCAGUGCGGUACGUCUUAUUUAAUAUUAUUUUGUUAAGAAACAUGCAAUGUAUCGGUAUAUUCAUUAUAUUCGUGUGUAAAAAGACAAUCAUACGACUGCUAUUAAAGCGGUUCUGUCAGAAUUGCAAGUGUUUUUCCAAAACUUCGAAUGAAACGGUUACAAGUUUGACUAACUGUACCAUGUCAACACAUUUGUGAAAAACAUAUUGUAUGUCUGUUAAAAUGUUCUGGUGUAAAAAUUUUUGUGUA